This is a messenger RNA of Carya illinoinensis, 1246 nucleotides long. RefSeq lists its product as uncharacterized. The coding region runs from base 172 to 873 and encodes 233 amino acids. The record is from RefSeq and is a predicted model, not a curated record. The transcript is spliced from 6 exons. NCBI's taxonomy places the organism in Eukaryota, Viridiplantae, Streptophyta, Magnoliopsida, Fagales, Juglandaceae.
AUAUAUUAGGCAGCAGCAGUACUACUACUUGCAGCUAAAAAAUAUGACCUCACGGCCUGCAAGCUAGCCAGCUAUUAUAAGAAAAAGAAGUUGCUGGUUUCUUUAAUUCAUAUAUAUAUACAACCCGGCCGGCCCGCAGAAAGCUGGGUACGUACACACACUAUAAUUAGGAUGCCUUGGUUGAGUGCUCCUUAUUCUCAAAAUCUGGAGUCUUCAGUCGAUGUCAAUGACAAGGUCGGGGGAAGAGACAACAAAGCAAGUAGUAUUUCAUCGUCGCAAGAAGAUCAGGCGCAGAAGCAGAAGCAUGAGCAACAACAUGCAGCAAGUGUGCAGUCAAAACAUCAGCCUCGAACCCAAAGUACUCCAUUAAUAACAGUGUUAAGAUCAUCCCCAUCAAAACAGGAAGCUGAUUCCAGGGACAAUGAGAUCAUUUCACGGGGAACCAGUACUGAGCAUUCUAUGCACAAAGAAGAAAGCCAUGUGCAGUCAAAACAUGAUCAGCCUCGAACCGAAGCUCCCACGGUGUUAAGAUCACCAUCAAAACAGGGAGCUGCUGAUUCCAGGGACAAUGAGAUCAUUUCACGCAGAACCACUGAGCAUCCUGUGCACAAAGAAGCUGAUAUGCCUAAGGAUCAUCAGGCGCUGUUGCGGCAAAAGGAGAAUGGUGGAGUCACAAAUAUUAAUCCUGAUCCUCCAGUCAAUAAUAAUCCGAUUACGGUUCUUAAUAUUAAUGUGUAUGUAGAUCAACCAAAAUCUGUCGACAAGAAUGAUAUUGCUAUAAAAAAAAACAAAGCUCCGGAUCCGAAGCCUCAAAAUGGUAUAGUCAGCUCAAAGCCUCCGAGUGAAAGGAAAUGUUGCUGCACCAUAUUGUAAAUAAAAAUACGAAGAGCUAGCUAGUGGUGGAUCAUGUGAUGCAGCUCUUGCAGGAGACAAUUGAAUUUUGCUGUUACUGAUUAUGCCGUACGUGUUAAUUAUAAGGUGUGAUGUUCAUUGAACAUAAAAUGUAGAAAGCGUGUUAAUUUAUUGUAGAUUCUGAGGAUCAUCGUGAAAUGUUCUCGAUCUGAUUCAGUUCGUGUUUCUCACAUCUUAGUAAUUUGAUCAGUACUAGCUAGUGGUACUGUUUCUUAGUUAUGAACUUAAGGGGUAGUACUGAUCGUAAAUUUAUAUAUAUUGAUCAUCUAACCGGCCAGCGAAGCGUUUCAGUGUGCAAAACUGCGAUAGCUGCGCGCUUGUUCUUUCAACUGAA